UUUCCCACCCUAAUGAGAGAGGAGGGAAAGAGAGAGAGAGAGAGAGAGGUUUAAGAAAUGAGCUCGGAUUAGUUUGGACUGCUGAAGAAACCCGGGAUUUAUAUCAGGGACGGGAUUUAUAUAAAUUAUUCGGAGCUGUGGAGGAUUAUGGAGUUUAUGAAGUGGACGUCGCGCGCGCUCCAUUCAUUAACGUUUACUCCUGGGAAGAUUUAGCAUGUUAGCAUCGCAGUUCGCAGUUGUGUAUAGGAGUAUACAAAUAGUAUGUAGGAGAAAAAAGUGUUUGCGAUUUAAUCUGUUUUAAACUUAGCUCAUGGCUCCUGAACUGAUAAUGACGUGUAUUGUGAAGUCAGAUUGAAAAAGCGAUACGUUUGUGCGCGGGGAAAACGGCUCGCGACCAUUCAGUUUCCUCUCUACGCACAACUUUUUAAACGUUUUUUUUUUUUUUUAAGCUCAUGACCAUAGAGCACCUUAAACACCCCGCAAUCCUUUCAUACUUGUUUAAAAUGGCUGAUGAUAAUGACCUAACAGGAGCGUCUGAGUUUCUAAAAGAUCGGCUCUAUUUUGCCACGCUGAGAAGCAAACCGAAGAGCACAGCAAACACACACUAUUUCUGCACAGAUGAUGAGUUUGUGUAUGAAAACUUUUAUGCAGAUUUUGGACCUCUCAACCUUGCCAUGCUGUAUAGGUACUGCUGUAAACUCAACAAAAAGUUAAAGCUGGCCAGGUGUAGUUACCUCAUGUGUUCAUGUUUUGGAAUGUUGAAGUCUUUCACACUGACCAGGAAGAGGAUUGUGCACUACACCAGCUUCGAACAGCGCAAGAGGGCGAAUGCUGCUGUCCUCAUUGGUGCCUACUCCGUGAUUUACUUGAAGAAAACUCCGGAGGAAGCGUACAGAGCUUUAAUCUCUGGCUCUAAUGCCUCUUACCUGCCAUUCAGGGAUGCAUCAUUUGGAAAUUGCACAUACAACCUGACCGUUCUUGACUGUUUGCAUGGAAUCAGGAAGGCCCUACAGCACGGCUUCUUGAACUUUGAGACGUUUGACGUGGCUGAGUACGAGCACUAUGAGCGUGUAGAGAAUGGAGACUUCAACUGGAUCGUCCCCGGCAAAUUCCUGGCGUUCAGCGGGCCGCACCCAAAGAGCAAAGUAGAAAAUGGCUAUCCACUCCAUGCCCCCGAGGCCUACUUCCCAUACUUCCGCAAGCACAACGUCACCACCAUCAUCCGCCUCAACAAGAAGAUCUACGACGCCAAGCGCUUCACAGAUGCCGGCUUCAACCACUAUGACCUGUUCUUCGUGGAUGGCAGCACACCCAGUGACGUCAUCACACGCAGAUUCCUACAUAUCUGUGAGAGCACGGAUGGUGCCGUCGCUGUCCACUGCAAGGCCGGUUUGGGCAGGACAGGCACGCUGAUUGGCUGCUACCUGAUGAAACACUACCGAUUCACUGCAGCUGAAACCAUCGCUUGGAUCCGUAUCUGCAGACCCGGCUCCGUCAUUGGACCCCAGCAACAAUUCCUAGAGGAGAAGCAGACGAAUAUGUGGGCUCUGGGAGACGUGCUUCGCUCUAAGCAGCAGAAAUCGCGGGUGUAUGAGGAAAACGUUCCUUGCCUCAUCUCUAGCAUGGAUGACCUGACCAUCAGUAGCAGCUUCCUCAGAUCCAGCAGCAUGGAAGAGAGCAGUGAAUACAGUGAAAACGGUCUCGGCAUGACUCAAGGAGACAAACUACGGGCCUUAAAGGGCCGGAGGCAGCCCAGGUCAUCCACCUCCACAACUCUGAGACUGACUGGCUCCAGUACUCAUGGCCCAAGUUCCCCCCUCAAACCCUCCAAAUUGCCAUCCCCUUCCCCCACUUCCACCACUACCUCUGCUUCGGCCAAGAGAAUCAGCCGAAUCUCUCCUUCCUCAGCCAAUCUCAAGAGCUCCUGUCUAAACUCCAGAUUAGCCACUUCAUUAGGCAACCUGUACGUCAUCGCUGGAGACUCUGGGAAUCACCCUCGACCCUCGUUUGCAUCCUCGUCUCCGUCCUCAUCUCUGUCCUUCCCUGUCCCCCGUGCCACAUUUGCCAGCAUCUCGGGUCUGGCUGCACACAGGUUGCACUACGAAGUCAACAACAACAGUGAUCAGUAUAGCACCUCCAAUGCCAAUUCCAAGAUCUCGGCAUUCAGCAAUCACAACUGCAGCAGCCUGGGUGGAGCCUCCAGAACUGGGAGGUUUGGCUUGAAGGAGCCAGGUCAGAAUCCGGUCACCGCAGGUCUGAGUCAGGCCUCAACCCGAUACCUCAGCCGCUCCAUUCCCUCCCUUCAGUCGGAGUGUGUUCGGUAUUAAAGCUGCAACUCUGCACUGAUCCUGAACCUGUCCUCCUGGCCCAUCGUUCUUUCUCCAUUCGCUGACAUCCAGCCUGCUAAGGAAACAAAAGGAAUUGAAUACAGCCAGAGGUGCUGGAACUGUAUCUGUAGAUCCAGUGUUAAAAUGCUCUGAAGGAAACUCAUAAUUAUCUAUUUUGAAAUAGAUGUGCUCUCUCUCUCUCUCUCUCUCUCUCUCUCUCUCUCUCUAUAUAUAUAUAUAUAUAUAUAUAUAGAUAGAUAGAUAGAUAGAUAUAUAUAGAUAGAUAGA
Molecule: messenger RNA, 2615 nt
Organism: Ictalurus punctatus (channel catfish)
Lineage: Eukaryota; Metazoa; Chordata; Actinopteri; Siluriformes; Ictaluridae
Gene: cdc14ab
Product: cell division cycle 14Ab
Exons: 16
Coding region: 453-2327 (624 amino acids)
Biological process (GO): regulation of exit from mitosis; positive regulation of cytokinesis; microtubule cytoskeleton organization
Cellular component (GO): mitotic spindle; spindle pole; nucleolus
Molecular function (GO): protein tyrosine/serine/threonine phosphatase activity; protein serine/threonine phosphatase activity
Source: RefSeq, a predicted model, not a curated record